Parnassius mnemosyne (clouded apollo) is the source of this 1197-nucleotide messenger RNA. The record is from the annotation of a GenBank genome assembly. NCBI's taxonomy places the organism in Eukaryota, Metazoa, Arthropoda, Insecta, Lepidoptera, Papilionidae.
AUGUCCGAUACAGAAAUCGAAACUGCUCUGAGCGCUUUUAUAGUACUGAGUGCACAUUUAUAUUUGUUACUGAGAAAAAAUAAAAAGCCACGUCAAAGAAGAUGGUGGAUGACGACACAUCAUAAAACACGGAAUCAGUAUGAUGGAACCCGAUUAUUGAGUAAUUUGAUUCAAGAGCCAUCAGGACAGUUUGAUAACUUUUGUCGUAUGUCUUCGAUAGAUUUCGAAUACCUUCUACAGUUGAUUGGACCAAGAAUAAAAAAGCAAGAUACAGUAUUCAGAGACUCAAUACCAACCAAAGUACGCCUUGCUGUGACACUUAGAUUUUUAGCGACUGGUGAUUCAUUCAAAAGUCUUCAUUACCUAUUUAAGAUUUCUCCUCAAGUCAUAUCGUUGAUCGUGCCGGAAGUAUGUAAAGCACUAUGUGAGGCAUUGCGUUCUUUUGUAAAAAUGCCACAAAAUGAACACGAGUGGCUUGAGAUUGCUCGAGAAUUUGAAAUAAAAUGGCAAUUUCCACAUUGUUUGGGCGCUAUCGAUGGGAAACACAUUAAAAUACAGUCACCCAUUAAUAGUGGAUCAGAGUUCUAUAACUAUAAACACAAUUUCAGUAUAAUAUUACUAGCGGUAGCUGAUAGUGACUACAACUUUUUAUUUGCUGACGUAGGAACACAUGGACGUAUGAGUGACGGUGGAGUUUUUAAUGAUAGCAUGCUUUAUAACAAAAUAUAUGGACCUGAUUCCUUUUUUCCGCAAGACGCUCCUUUACCUGAUCGACAUCUUCCUGUGCCCUAUGUUUUUGUGGCAGAUGGAGCUUUUGCAUUAUCUAAAAGGAUCAUGAAACCUUUUCCUGGUACACCGCCAGUUGGCUCACAAAAUAGAAAAUUCAACAGUCGACUAUCAAGGGCUCGUGUUGUGAUUGAAUGUGCAUUUGGAAUAAUGACAUCGGUAUUUGGAGUGUUAAAAACCAAUAUAUUACUACAACCCGAAAAAGCAUCUAUUAUAACACUCACUUGCGUUGUACUUCAUAAUUUUUUGAAAAAGAGCCAGCACUCCUACCGUAUGUAUAUGCCGGAAGGUAAUAUAGAUAAUGUUUUAGAAGAGCAACAAUUAAGAUCACUAGAUCAAGUACCAAUUAGAACAACAGAAAAUGCUAGAGAAAUACGUAAUGAAUAUGCAUCAUACUUUUAUUCACACUAA